AUGCUCCUCGUAACCAAGCCGAAGUUUGGUUAUUACAAGAGGUUGCUCAACUUUCACAACGUGCUGGUAUUCAAAUGCCAGAUGUUGUCGAAUGCGUUUGCCACAGGUUGGAAUAAAAACGAUGCACUUGUAUCGGUUUCAACAGGUUUGCUUGAACGCAUGAACAAAGAUGAAUUGCGUGCCGUGCUUGCGCAUGAGAUUGGUCACGUUGCCAAUGGUGACAUGGUCACAUUAUCCCUUAUUCAAGGUGUAGUGAACGCCUUUGUAAUGUUCUUUGCCCGUGUGGUUGGUGAUUUUAUUGACCGUAAUAUCUUUGGCCGUCAAGAUGGUGAAGCGCCUGGACUUGCUUAUUUUGCAAUUACCAUCGUGCUUGAUAUCGUCUUCGGUAUAUUGGCUUCGGCAAUCGUAAUGUGGUUCUCUCGCUAUCGUGAAUACCGUGCAGAUGAAGCUGGAGCUCAACUUGCAGGUAAAGAAGCCAUGAUUUCCGCUUUAUUGCGUCUACAGGCUGAAUCUGAAAUGCCAGAUCAAAUGCCGAAAGAAAUGAAAGCUUUUGCGAUCGCAGAAGGUAAAGAGCAAGGUUUUAGUUUGGCUGCUUUAUUCCAAACUCACCCAAGCAUCGAGCAACGUGUUGCCGCUUUACGCCAACUCAAUUUACCUUAA
Molecule: messenger RNA, 660 nt
Organism: Oppiella nova
Lineage: Eukaryota; Metazoa; Arthropoda; Arachnida; Sarcoptiformes; Oppiidae
Source: the annotation of a GenBank genome assembly